Messenger RNA from Trichobilharzia regenti, 772 nucleotides. NCBI's taxonomy places the organism in Eukaryota, Metazoa, Platyhelminthes, Trematoda, Strigeidida, Schistosomatidae. The record is from the annotation of a GenBank genome assembly.
UCCGUGGUUGUCGGCAUACGAUAACCAACCAAUAUUGAGAAAAGUAAAAGUGCUAAGGUGAAUCAAUGAAGUGUAAUGAAAUGGGUAAGUCCAAGUAUCACCAAUAAUAAUAAUUAUAAUAGUAUAUUCUCAUUUUGUAAAUGAGAGACGCCAGUAUACAGGCAUCAUCAAUAUGAUAAAUUACAUAUACGAUUAGCAAUCAUACUUAAUAAUAAUGUUUUAAUAAAAUAUACAUUUUUUCCUACUUGUGUAGGACACACCAAAUAUACAGGCAUGGAUAAGCAUAAAUUAAAUUUCAUAAAUUCGGUUUAUGGUUAAGUUACAUGGUUGCUGGCGUUUUUGUUUUAAUAAUAAUUAUAAUAAUGUAUAUUCUCAUAUAAACAUAUAAAUUUACAUGAAAAUGCAUGCCAUUUUUUUAGGUCUGUGGGAACAAUAUGAUAACCAGUCAUUCAAUGGAGCACAUCAUGAAAUAUAGGAAUAUUGACUUCGCAUUAACAAAAAAACCCAACUUGAAGUUAUUCCACAAUAUAACAAGUCAUUCAAUGGAGCACAUCAUGAAAUAUAGGAAUGUUGUCUUCGCAUUAACAAAAAAACCCAAGUCUGUGGGAACAAUAUGAUAACCAGUCAUUCAAUGGAGCACAUCAUGAAAUAUAGGAAUAUUGACUUCGCAUUAACAAAAAAACCCAACUUGAAGUUAUUCCACAAUAUAACAAGUCAUUCAAUGGAGCACAUCAUGAAAUAUAGGAAUGUUGUCUUCGCAUUAACAAAAAAA